Gambusia affinis (western mosquitofish) is the source of this 1578-nucleotide messenger RNA. It is a transcript of the gene plek2, whose product is annotated as pleckstrin 2. Bases 137 to 1213 code for a protein of 358 amino acids. Lineage: Eukaryota; Metazoa; Chordata; Actinopteri; Cyprinodontiformes; Poeciliidae. The transcript is spliced from 9 exons. Gene Ontology annotation, cellular component: plasma membrane. The record is from RefSeq and is a predicted model, not a curated record. Gene Ontology annotation, biological process: intracellular signal transduction; actin cytoskeleton organization.
UUGGGUUAAAGAGGAGAGGUGUGCAAGGGGUGUGAGGUGUGUGUGAGUGUGUGUGUGACGCAUUCAUCCUCAGCAUAUAAACCCCGAGCAGGCAAAAAGAGGCCAGUCAGACUUUUUAAACUACACACUGAAGAACAUGGACACAGACAACGAAAUCCCUGUCCUAAGAGAGGGCUUCCUGGUGAAGAGGGGCCACAUAGUUCACAACUGGAAGGCCCGCUGGUUCGUGCUGAUGCCUGAUAAGUUGCUGUACUACAAAUACGAAGGAGGGAAACGGGAUUCAUGUCAGAGAGGGAAAAUCCUGCUGAAGGACUGCCUCAUAACAUGUCCGUUCCUGGAGUACGAAAGUCGGCCGCUUGCGUUCAAACUCCAGACCAAGCAUGGAGUGGAUCACUUUUUGGAAGCUUGCUCCAGAGAGGAGAGGGAUGAGUGGGCUGCUGACAUCACCGCCGCGGUCAACAAGCUGCAGGCCACUGACGGCGGGAAGCUGAUGAGCCAGAAAGAUUCUGCCGAAUCCCGCUUACAAAACAUCAACCUGAGCAAAGUGUUGGACUCCAUGUAUGAUGUCCACAGUGGGAUCAAGUUGAGCAACCAUGUGGAGCAGGGAAGCACUUACAGCAACUGCUUUUCAGGUUCAGCGGUGGUGGACUGGCUGGUGUUCAUGCAGCUCAGUCUGACCCGUGGGGAGGCCGUGACCUUGGCCUCUGCUUUGCUCGAGGAGGGCUUCCUGCGGACCGUUGGCCUUAGGAGCAUGGAGGCCCUUCGCACCGCCAGCCUCAGUGAGCAGUUCAUGGACGACUCCACUGCCCUCUACAGCUUUCCUGACAGCUUCAAAAAAAGAGGCAGCGUGAAGUCAGAGAAGUCGCGGUCGGCACUGGAGCUGAGUGGCAAAGUCGUAAAACGAGGAUACCUGCUGAAACAGGGGCACAGAAGGAAAAACUGGAAGGUGCGACUGUUUGUGCUGCGUUCGGAGCCCGACUUCCUCCAUUAUUAUGACCCCACCAAGGAUGACAUCAGCCCUGUUGGCGGCUUCUCCCUGCGCGGGUGUUUGAUAUCCUCUCUGGAUGAUAAUGGAGUUCCUUCAGGCGUGAAGGGCAACAUUCAAGGCAACUUGUUUAAAAUCAUCACAAAGUCGGACAUUCACUACUUCAUCCAGGCUCCGACUCACCAGGAGAAGAUGGACUGGAUAGACGCGAUGAGAGAGCACACGUAGAACUGCUGAGUCCAGGAUAUUUCACAUAUCUGCAGGGAUGAACUUUUUUAUUUUUCUGUGAAUGCACUCUCGCUAUAAGGCUAAUAGACACUUUAUCACCAUUCUGUUCGUUUGUGUUUAACACGUUAAAUCUUAUGUUCCUGUGUGAAUAUUUUUAGUUUUUCAGAAACCCUUCAGUGGUAACAAUUGUUUUUAAUGUUUUGCCUAAUUGUGUUGAAGUUUAACCGUUUGUAAUUCAGUUUCAAUAUUAGCAUUUGGACAAUGCUUCUUAUAUGUUUUUUAGCAACUGAACAAGUUUGCAAAUUUCAUUUUCUGCUAUUUUAUUCUUCUGACAUUUCGAAAAUAAAGAAAUAAUGUUAUUUAUU